AUGUCGGAAAAGGGCAUGGAUCCAGAGAUCCAGAAGGUACUGGAUUGUUUGUCGCAUUACUUUUAGGCUGUAAUAGAACUUAAGAAUAAAACGGCUCAAUCUAAUCAACAAAUAGGCUUUCUCAAUGCCCAGAUAAACGCACUCAAUACCCAAAUUCGCCGAUCUGAGUUGGUAACAGAACAGGUCAAGGAACUCCCAGAUGGAACGAACACGUACAGCUCUGUGGGGCGAAUGUAGGAAUUUAGUUUGUGUCUAACCCAUUUUUAGGUUUAUACAGAAGAGCGUCUCGGAAAUCAUCUCCGAGUUGACCGACCAGCGCAAGGAGUGCCAGCGUAAUGUUGAAUCGUUGCAGGUUUGUCUGUACUUUUCUAACAACCUGAACUGUAGGCUAAAUUGGACUACGUGAAUAAGGGUCUGCAGGAAUCCCAGCAAGGCCUUCGAGAUCUAAUAAGUCUUAAGCAACAGAAAAUGUAA
Molecule: messenger RNA, 474 nt
Organism: Spirometra erinaceieuropaei
Lineage: Eukaryota; Metazoa; Platyhelminthes; Cestoda; Diphyllobothriidea; Diphyllobothriidae
Source: the annotation of a GenBank genome assembly